CGAGAUCACGCGAGACCACGACGAAGCGAACGCGCCAGAAACAGAACGCUGUGCGUGCUAUUGUGAGAUUGAAGAAACAGAAAAGUAGGGUUGUUUGGAUACCGUUAUAAUAUUUCAGGAUCUAACAAAUCAUAAUGAGCAAAACUAAGGAGGCUACCACAACAGACAAUGAAGCAGAAGAAGAAUUUAGUGUGGAGAAAGUUUUAGAUAGAAGAGUUGUGAAGGGAAAGGUAGAAUAUUUUCUCAAAUGGAAAGGAUAUUCGAAUGAUGACAAUACUUGGGAGCCGGAGGAGAAUCUAGAUUGUCCAGAUUUGAUCGCACAAUUUGAAGAACAACGAAAAAAGAAGGAAGCAGCUGCAUCUGGGAAACGUCAUGAAGAAAAGGAACAGAAAAAACGAAGAAAUACCAGCACACCAACGCCCACUCAGGGUAAUAAGAAAAAAUCAAUAGUGGAAGACAAGAAGGCGGAAGGUAAAGGAGGAUUUGAUAGAAAUUUGGAGCCAGAGCGCAUUAUCGGCGCAACAGACUCCAGCGGCGAAUUGAUGUUCUUGAUGAAAUGGAAAGGAACAGAUGACGCGGAUCUGGUUCCUGCGCGCAUAGCAAAUGAAAAAUGUCCACAGAUUGUAAUCAAAUUUUAUGAAGAACGACUGACAUGGCAUAGCCCUGCUCAUGAUGAGGAAAACUCCACAAAACCCGAUCCGGAGUAGCGUUCAGCCUUUCGAUAUGCGUACACCGCACGUUUUAGAAUAUGUCGCAUUUAGCGGCGUAUUGACAAAAAAAAAAAGAUUGAACAACCCGAAAAAACUUAUCUGUCGUCGUUGCACAUUGCAAAUUAACAUAGAUUUAACAUUUUUUUACGUACAUUGCAAAUAAAUAUAGAUUUAAACGGUU
Molecule: messenger RNA, 891 nt
Organism: Linepithema humile (Argentine ant)
Lineage: Eukaryota; Metazoa; Arthropoda; Insecta; Hymenoptera; Formicidae
Source: RefSeq, a predicted model, not a curated record